Molecule: messenger RNA, 456 nt
Organism: Botrytis sinoallii
Lineage: Eukaryota; Fungi; Ascomycota; Leotiomycetes; Helotiales; Sclerotiniaceae
Exons: 2
Coding region: 1-456 (151 amino acids)
Source: RefSeq, a predicted model, not a curated record
AUGAGUCGUAUGAGAUGUGGAGUCGGUUGUUGUGCUGGGUGGGAUAAGAAGUUGAUUUAUAUUGCUACGCAUUUUGUGAAGAAAGGGGAGGUUAAGUCCAAGGGUUAUGUUUUGGGGGAUGGGUCUUGGUUUGGUGGACGUAAUGCUAGAUUUGUGGCGCAGGAAGGAGAGGCAGAGAAGAUUGAGGAGAAGUAUAUCUUGACUACUGGCAUUAAUAAGUACGUCAUCAAGUUUGGUCGAAUGACGAAUCAUCCCGAGGUGUUGUUAGCUUCGAGUGGGCUUUUGCCGGAGAAACCAGUGACUCUCUCUGGGGAAUCAACUGCUCUUCUCGUUGGCGAAGCUACAAAAGCCAAAGACAAGCAGAAUGAAAUUGUCGAAGGACCGGGUGCCUGGACAUGGGAGAAGACCGUUGUGGAGAAUGAGAAAGGAUUGAAAUACCUAUGCAGAGCACUUUAA